AUGCACUUCCAGUUCAAAGAAUUCCGAGUCAAAACCCAGACAAGAAUCGUAGUUAGGGUCCUAGGUAGUUUGAAGCGAAAAGGAAGAACUCAGCGGGAGAAAACUGAAGUUACUCAAGACGAGGAUGAAAAUUCCGGAAGGAAGUUUCUUACAGUGAUCCCUAAGCCCAAGCGGGGUCGUCGGAAUUCGGCUAUUAUGAAAGAUAAAGUUGACAAUGAUGUUGAUUCCAGUGAUGAUGAGGAUGAGGACAGGGACGAAGAGAAAGGUGAUGAUUCAAGAGGAAAUGAGAUGAUGGUAGAGGAGGAGAAUCCCAAUUGGCCUCUGGAUGCCGAUGUUGGGUGGGGUACUAGAGCAUAA
Molecule: messenger RNA, 357 nt
Organism: Fraxinus pennsylvanica
Lineage: Eukaryota; Viridiplantae; Streptophyta; Magnoliopsida; Lamiales; Oleaceae
Source: the annotation of a GenBank genome assembly